AUGGAGAAGCUUCGCUCGGAAGGGCUGCCAACAUACGAUGAUGCUACAACAGCACCUGCGCCGCGCUCGUGGUUUCGUCGGCGACAGAAGCGCAAGACAUUCCGUCUCUUGGGGGCAGCGGCUUUGACCUACCUUACUUACACUACUCUUAAAAUCGCUCACAACACAGAACGCCCUAUUAAUAACCUGUCUGUUGCGAAGCUACAACAAGACCAUGCCGCUUGUCCAAGCUUGAGGCAACAGCCUGUGGAGUCAAAUGUACAUCGCGAGCACAACAAGCGUUGGGUCAAUUCGACAAAACCGGUGUUGAUCCGCAAUGCUACUGUGUGGACUGGAGAGCCGGCCGCAGGCACGUCUGAAGAUGAUGCAAGAGCUGGGAAGGGCUGGGGCUGGGUUUCGUCGGAUGUGUUCGUCGACAAAGGCCUCAUCAUUAGCGUUCAGUCACACAUUAAGAAAAAUCAUCUUCCUCGCGACACUGAGAUCUUCGAUGCUAGCGGCCGCCAGUUGACCGCUGGUAUUGUGGAUAUGCAUAGCCAUGCAGGAUUAGAGAGUUUCGGCAGCCUGCAAAGUGAUGUCAACGAGCUGUCAUCAGACAUCACGCCGUACGUGCGGUCUCUCGAUGGUAUCGACCCGCUUCAGCCUGAGUUCGAGUACAUCAAAUCAGGCGGCGUCACUACGUCCCUCUUCCUCCCUGGUAGUGGCAACAACAUUGGCGGUGAAGCCUUCGUCCUCAAGUUUGCAGUCGGUCCAAAGAAUGGUCGCACUGAGAUCAGCCAGCAAGACCUGCUUGCGGAUCCCGACAAGACCUGGCGGUAUCUCAAGAUGGCCUGCGGCGAAAACCCCAAGCGUGUCUAUGGCAAAGUGGGCGAGCGUGGUCCUUUUAGCAGGCUUGGCGAAGCGUGGGAGUUCCGCCACGCGCUGGAACAGGCUCGAGUCUAUGUGCAAGAGCAGGAUGACUGGUGUGCAAAGGCAGACGCUGUUGGGAUUGAUAAAAUGGACACAUAUCUACGACAAGACCUGCAAUGGGAGACCCUUGGUGCAGUGUUGAGAGGACAGGUUCGAGUGAAUACGCACUGCUAUACGAUUCCGGAUUUGGAGGCGCUCGUCCGUCACACCAAUGAGUUCAAGUUCCGAGUAUACGCCUUCCAUCAUGCCCAUCAGACAUACCUCGUACCCGAGGUACUCAAGAGGACGUGGGGCGGCACACCAGCAGCCGCACUCUUUGCUGACAACAUGUAUUACAAAGUCGAGGCAUACACCGCUUCUGAACGGGCUGGCGCCAUCCUUUACGCACACAACAUCACUCCAACCUAUGUUUCAGACAACCCAGUCCUCAAUUCACAGCAUGUCGUAUUUGAGGCGGCGAAAGCAUAUGGCUAUGGCCUGCCCUAUCAUGCCGCUCUAGCCGGCGUCACAUCUGCACCUGCUGAGCUCCUUGGUCUCGGUAACAGAAUCGGAAAGAUCAAACCAGGCUUCGAUGCAGAUAUCGUUGUUUGGGAUUCAGAUCCAUUGACUGCAGGUGCUACACCGGUUCAAGUCUGGAUCGAUGGUGCAAAGCAGUUUCAAGAUCCUAUCGAGCUCAAGAAGCCACUGGUGCCAGCUACCAAACCGAACAAAGAUCUUGCUGAGGAGCAAGUUGCUGACGCUGUUCGUGACACGGUGGUCUUCACAGGCGUGACUCAAGUUCAUGGAAGCUUCAACCCAGCUAAAGUGGACAGCCAUAAAGAGUCCAUCGUGGCGGUUGUCUCUGACGGGAAGCUCUCUUGCGUUGGUAGCUGCACGUCCGAGCUGGCCGAGCUGGAGUCGGCGCAAGCUGCCACUCAGACAAUACAUCUCAAAGACGGUCACCUGACGCCGCCCUUCGUGGCAUUCGGCUCGUCUCUGGGCCUUGCUGAGAUUGACUCUGAAAGCGAUACGCAAGACGGACCCUAUCCUGAAGAGGGUAUCGCCUUGGCAGUUGAUGGUCUCUCGUUUGGCGGCAAGCAACUUGCUCGAGCCUUCGAUCAUGGCGUCACUAGAGCCUUUACAGCCCCCGGCACUGGAGGCAUUGAUUCGAAAGGUGUAAGCGUGGGUUUCAACACUGGCGCAAAGAAUGUUCUGGAAAAUGGAGCCAUUGUCUUUCCAGAGCUUGCCUUGCAUUACCCAUUGACGCUAAGCGCGAAGGGAGGAAAGACGCCUAGCAUAUCGAGCGCCGUUGGUGCACUUCGGACAAAGCUACUUGAAGCAGUCGGCGAUGCGCGAGAUUACGACUUGGAGACGAACAGUACCGAAAGGGCAUGGCUGAAGCGGGUAGUAGCUGGAGAGUCCGCACUCGUUCUCAGCGCACACAGUGCGGACACUAUCGCCUCCAUUGUUCGAAUGAAGUCAAAAGUUGAGUCUGUCACUUCACAGAAACUCCGCAUUGUGGUCAUCGGAGCUGCGGAAGCACAUCUCGUUGCUGAAGAGCUUGCGGCAUCGAACAUUGCCGUUGUUCUCGCACCGCUGCUUCCGCACGCGCAGAGCUGGGACCAACGCCGUGGACUCACAGGCCCGCCACUUACCAAUGUCUCCAUCAACGUAUUACUCGAUGCUGGUGUGCAUCUCGGCGUUGGCGUAGAGGAAACUUGGGAGACAAGAGACCUAGGUCUACUUGCAGGUAUUGCGUAUGCAAACAGCGAGGGCCGGCUGUCUUUCGACGAGGCGCUUGACCUUGUUGGGGCGAAUUUCUACAAGAUCCUUGGUAUACGCGAAGGCAAACCAUCAAGUCACAACGACUGGGUGAUUUGGGAGGGCAGUCCGCUGGCAGUCGGUGGUAGAGUGAAAGCUGUGGGAGGUCUCGGUUCGACCCGCUUGUGGAAGUAA
Messenger RNA from Ascochyta rabiei, 2841 nucleotides. RefSeq lists its product as uncharacterized. The record is from RefSeq and is a predicted model, not a curated record. Lineage: Eukaryota; Fungi; Ascomycota; Dothideomycetes; Pleosporales; Didymellaceae. Bases 1 to 2841 code for a protein of 946 amino acids. Gene Ontology annotation, molecular function: N-acetylglucosamine-6-phosphate deacetylase activity. Gene Ontology annotation, biological process: N-acetylglucosamine catabolic process. The transcript is spliced from 2 exons.